Cloeon dipterum is the source of this 2729-nucleotide messenger RNA. RefSeq names its product nuclear pore complex protein Nup93-like. The transcript is spliced from 14 exons. Gene Ontology annotation, cellular component: nuclear pore. Lineage: Eukaryota; Metazoa; Arthropoda; Insecta; Ephemeroptera; Baetidae. The coding region runs from base 168 to 2651 and encodes 827 amino acids. Gene Ontology annotation, biological process: poly(A)+ mRNA export from nucleus; protein import into nucleus. Gene Ontology annotation, molecular function: structural constituent of nuclear pore. The record is from RefSeq and is a predicted model, not a curated record.
CACGCACCUCCCGCUUCUGCUUCUCACUACUCUCUACCACUGAUUACUCACAUGUUAUGCCGGUGUAAACAAACUGUUUUCUUGUAAAUAUUCUUGGACAGUAGGACACUACCCGAAAUUUGGAUCACACUGCUUCCACAAGGCAUCGUGGGGUGAGAAACCAAAAAAUGGCAGACCAAGACUUGCACCAACUGAUGCUGGAUGCCGAACAGCAGUCGGCGGAGAUUUCCAGCUUAGGCACAGCUUUGCCCCAGUUGGACAGGAACCUGAGACAGGUUUGUGAGGCGUCACAGACAUUAUGGAACAAACUGUCUCAAACCGGGCCCAGCGAGGGAAUCCAAGCGCACUUGCUCCUGGGCUCGAAAGGCAUGGACCUCUCCCAGAUAUCUCAAAAACUGGAAGCACUCAGUUCAAGAGACAUGUUAGCACCAUUAGAACCAGUCCCUGAUACAGACAUUGACAAUUUCCUCAUGAAUGAAACACAGAACGUCCUUCUUGGCAUUUUAGAAGAAACACAGAAUUUUAAUUUUGGAAAGUUAAAAGAAAAGCAGCGGAUGGAGAAGGAAGAGAAGGUUCUGGAGGAGAGUUGGCUGAAAGAACGAUGUGAAAUUUUAAAUGCUAUUCUGCUAGAGUCUGUCGAUCAGGAAAUGGACUUUGUUCAACCAGAUAUGGAGACCACGGUUCUAAGUGAAAGGCCAACUACAGUUAGAAGUCUAAUGAGUAGCCAGGAGGUGGCCUAUGCAAACAAAGUCAUUGAGUUCAACAAGGCUGUUCUUUCGGGCAGCUCAAAGGAGCCCUUAAUGAAAACAUUUAUGAAUCUAGCUUCGCAGUUCAGUGAAAAGAAAGUGUUUGAUCUGUGGGAGUGCUUGUCGACCAUGAUCAAAAUUCCAAUUGAGCUGUCCAUCUUGGAUGGCGAUCCGCUCAAAACCAGAAACAGUCCCAGAGUCCAGUUGGCCCUCAUCAAACAAGCAAGAGCGUUCUUGCAGGACAGGUACAAACUCUUCAUGCAAAACACAGUGGCCAACAACUUGCAGAGGGCGAUGAGGGGAGGUGCUCCGGGCACAUUCUCUUUGGUGCGCAGUUUUGCGGCAAUUCAGGAGCUGGUCAAUGAAGGCUGCUUCGAUGAUGGCCAGGUUGAAGGUCUGCCAGUGUGGGCUCUCAUCUACUACUGUCUCCGGUGUGGAGACUACAAAGCUGCUUUUUACUGCGUUCAGCAAGCUGGCUCUCAUUUGGUUGAUUCAUACUCCGCAUUCUUUGAGGAUAUGGCUGGGAAUGAUGGCCAAGUAAGUGAAUCAGUUUCGGAAGUGCUCAGAUACCAGUACAGGCAUGUUGUUGCUUCCUCUGAAGACUCUUUCAAAAAAGCCGUAUUCUGCCUGCUUGGUGGCUGCGACAUCAAAGAGGACUUCCCUGAGGUUGUUCAAACGGCAGAAGACUACAUCUGGUUCAAGCUGGGACAAGUGAAAACCAUGCCAGAUGGCCACGAACUGCCCAUGGACAUCCUCACCUACAACCACUUGCAGAGCCUCAUUUCCCAGGAAUACGGCGAAACUCACUACAAGGCAACAGAACAGCCAUUCCUCUAUGCUUCAAUGUUGCUGCUUACCAGCCAGUUUGAGGAGGCGAUUGAAUUUUUGAACAGAACUUCGUUCCUGCGACCCCACGCAGUCCACAUGGCUCUGGCCCUGGCUGAAACUGGACUUCUUGCCACCUCUGUACCACUUCAAGCCCCUCUUUUGUCACUUGAUGAAAAUGAACCAGCACCUAGCAAGAGGCUUAAUUUGCCCAGAUUGGUGAUGACCUACUGCAACAAGUUCAGUCACUCAAACUUGGCUGAAGCCAUUAACUACUUCUACUUCUUGAGGGAUUUGAAGGACGCAGAUGGCGUGAAUUUGUUUAAACUGUGCUGCUGCGACUUGGCACUUGAGAACAAGGCCUUCAAUGUCAUGUUCGGCAUGUUGAAUGAACGAGGAGAUAGGGUUUUCGGAGUGUUAGAUGAGUUUUUCUCGUCUGAGGAGGACACCAAGGCUAUUAUUAGAAUGGUGGCUGAAGAAUCUGAAAAGAAAAGCUGCUUGGAGGAUGCUAUUUUCCUAUUUGAGCUCUGCAGUGACCAUGAAAACUCUCUGCGCCUACUGAAUUCCAUGCUUGGGCAGAUUUUGCCGCAAGAUAACAAGCUUGGUUCCGUACGUGAAAGAAUGGAGAGCGUGGCCAUGAUGCACAAGCAGCGUUACCACGGCAAAGAGAUUAACUGCUCCGCACCAACAGCCAGCAACUUCAACCUGCUGUGUCGCUUGAUUGAAUUCUUCAACCACUGGCAUUCCAAAGAUUUCCGCAAGGCCCUGGAAAUCGUCAGCGAAGUGGAGUUGCUUCCCAAGAAACCUUCUGAGGUCGAGCAUUACAUUGCUGUCUUCCGCCAGCUCUCAGGAGACAUCAUGAAAAACAUCCCAGAGGUGAUGCUGGCAACAAUGAACAUUCUCAGCGCAGAGUAUAACAGGCUCAAAUCUAAUAGGGUCGGGUCUCCAACCAAACACCACGCGCAAGAGGAUCUGCGGCAAUAUGGUCAAGCCAUCACUGCCUACUCAGCGUCUCUGCCAUACGACAUGCCAGGAGACACGAAUGCCAAAAUGGUGCAGCUGAUGAUGACCAUGAAUUGAGAGCCAUAGUUAAGUUGAAAAUCACCCCCAUGUAACUAUACGUCUGCUGUCGGGAGUUGAAUAAAUAUUUUGCAAUUU